Molecule: messenger RNA, 1344 nt
Organism: Spinacia oleracea (spinach)
Lineage: Eukaryota; Viridiplantae; Streptophyta; Magnoliopsida; Caryophyllales; Amaranthaceae
Product: agamous-like MADS-box protein MADS2
Exons: 8
Coding region: 388-1152 (254 amino acids)
Biological process (GO): positive regulation of transcription by RNA polymerase II
Cellular component (GO): nucleus
Molecular function (GO): RNA polymerase II transcription regulatory region sequence-specific DNA binding; DNA-binding transcription factor activity; protein dimerization activity
Source: RefSeq, a predicted model, not a curated record
CCCUCUGUUGGUAGACCUCAUUCUGGCAAAAAACCUUCUUCACUUUGCAUUAUUUCCCAAACUUUUCUCUCUCUUUCUUUCUUUCUUCCCAUUUCUCUCUCCUCUUUUUUCUUCAUUUUUCCAUGUUUCUUAUUAUUAGCUUUGUUUAGGGUUAAUUCCAACCUUCUUUCUUACUAGAAAACUUUAAAUUUGCACAAAUUUGGGGGUGUUGUAGUUGUAGCAGUAGUAGUGUCUAAGAGAAGAAGGGAAAUUUUUAACAAAAAUAUAAUAGACAACCUAGAAAAAGGUUGUUAGAUUUAACCAAAAGCAUUUUAUUAGAAGAAAUAAUUAAUAUUUUGAAGGAAAUAAAUAAUAUUUAUAAAAACAAAAGAGGUAAAAUUUAAAAAAAUGGGAAGAGGAAGAGUAGAGCUAAAGAGGAUAGAGAACAAAAUAAACAGGCAGGUUACAUUUGCUAAGAGAAGAAAUGGUUUGUUGAAGAAAGCUUAUGAACUUUCUGUUCUUUGUGAUGCUGAAGUUGCUCUCAUCAUCUUCUCCAGCCGUGGUAAACUCUAUGAAUUCGCCAGUGGACCCAGCAUGCUAAAAACCCUUGAGCGUUAUCAGAAGUGCAGCUAUGGAGGAGUGGAAGUCAACAAGCCAUCUAAGGAGCUUGAGAACAGCUACAGGGAAUACUUGAAACUGAAAGCUAGACAUGAAUCACUCCAACGAACUCAAAGGAAUUUACUUGGAGAGGAUUUGGGACCUCUGAACGUGAAGGAGCUUGAUCAGCUAGAAAGGCAGCUGGAGUCUUCUCUGAAGCAGAUUAGGUCAACUAAGACACAAUCAAUGGUGGAUCAACUUACGGACCUUCAAAACAAGGAACAUUCACUCAUGGAAGCUAAUAAGUCUUUGAAGACCGAGCUUGAUCGAAUAAUGGUAAAGGAUGCUCAAUUCCGACAACCCUGGGAUAAUGCCGACCAGAAUGUUCACUAUGGACAGCAGCAUUCUCAAUCUCAGGGGCUGUUAAACUUCCAGCCCCUUGGUUGCAAUCCUACCCUGCAAAUAGGGUAUAACCCAGAAACUUCAGACCAGAUGAAUGUUGGAACAACACAUAAUCAAGUGACUCAAGUCCCAGGUUUCUUACCAGGGUGGAUGCAAGGUGGAUGCUUCAGUUAAUCAUGCAAUUAAUGGAGAAUGUAAAGUCCAUCAGCAAGCUAAUUAAGUGUGUGUAACUCCUAAUAAUAAUUCUUAUAGGAGCACAAGACUCUAAUUAAGGAAUUGUUAGACCUUAAUUAAUUUUGUAUUUUGGUUUGUAAUUGAAUUUUGUUUCAGGGAGACUAUAAGCAGAUGGAAGUAUACAUUAUCCUA